Molecule: messenger RNA, 3798 nt
Organism: Oldenlandia corymbosa var. corymbosa
Lineage: Eukaryota; Viridiplantae; Streptophyta; Magnoliopsida; Gentianales; Rubiaceae
Source: the annotation of a GenBank genome assembly
AUGUUAUGUCAACUUAAGAGCAUAAACCCUCUGCACCAGUACAGAGAGACUGAAGGAAAACGAGUUUUUGUGUCAGAGAUUAUCUAUCACUUCGUUUUGAACGAUGCUGAUGCAGAGAUGCUUUCUUACGAUCAAAUCCUCAUUUUUUCGAUACCUACGCUCCUCAUCGCAGCUUCUCAGACACAAACCACCUUCGUGACAGCGAGCUCUUCGGUACUUCUUUCGAUUUCAACCAUGUCGGAUGAGGAACCAGUUGAUCCAAAGAAGGAGCUUGAAACAGUUUGCAAGGCCAAAUGCGUUAGGGAAUGGCGAGCGUAUGAGGAUUGUGUGUUGAGAAUCAAAGAUGAUGAUACCGGGACCAAACAUUGCACUGGUCAAUCUUUUGAUUAUUGGCACUGUGUGGACAAAUGCGUUGCUCCGAAGCUAUUUGCAAAACUUAACACUGGGUUUGGAUGGUACACCUUCUUUCCUAGGAGAAAAUUUUGUGAGCUGAAAUUAAACCUGCUGACCACGGAUGUAAAUUCUUCGAAUAAAGGCUGGAAACAGCAGUUUUUCCUGGUGCGUACUGAUUCUUUAGGAUUACCGCUGGAAUGGAAUUACUCAAAGGUAUCUGAAUCUGCUGGGGAUGUGAAGGAGCCGACCUCUAAAUCGUCCCUUCUUCCUGAUGUUAAUAAAUUACUUGGCCACAGUAUAUCACUAGCUGAGAUAAAUGAGGAGGCAUUGGAUGGUGUUAGAGCUGAGCAUUGUGGAUCAUCUUCUGGAGGAUCUUCUUCUCCCAAUUCAGAUAAUAUGAAUCUUUCUCAAUUUAUUGCUCUGAAGAAUGCCACUGCCACUGCUCCCCGAAUCACUGGUGAAAAAUCACCUGUUCAUUGUCCACCCUCUAAGAUGCAGGGGUCCAGGCAGCAUGGUCUGAAAACGAAAAAGCAUGGUGCUGCUUCAGAUCUUCAAAACCUCAAUAAAAAAAGAAGAGUUUCAACCCCUCAUCAAGAUGUGGGCACCAAUGUGAACAAAUUCAUGAUCUGUGCGGACCCACCUUCAAUGUUUUGUGAGGGAAUGGAAUCUUUCACGAGUCUAUCCAUGGAGGAACUGGGGAGACGAGGUUUUACUUCCUUCUCUGAGUGUCUGCUUUUUGUUAAUGAAGUGUAUAACUGUGCUUCCUGUUCCGAGGAGCUCCAAAAACAACUGAUAGAAGUUCGAGCUUUGGCAGAGCAGAGUCAGCAGCAGCUGAAAGAUUCUGAAGAUAAGAUGAAAUUUCUUUGUGAUCGCAGUGCAGCGGAUUUAGUUGCUAAGGAAAAACAACUGAAAGAAAUUCAAGCUGUGGGGGAGCAUAGUCAGCGCAAGCUGAAAGAUUCAGAAGAUAAGAUGAAACUUCUUUGUGAUCGCAGUGCAGCAGAUUUACGUGCUAAGGAAAAACAACUGAAAGAAAUUCAGGCCGUGGCGGAGCAUAGUCAGCGCGAGCUGAAAGAUUCAGAAGAUAAGAUGAAACUUCUUUGUGAUCACAGUGCAGCACAUUUACGUGCUAAGGAAGAACUUAUAUCUGUUUUGGAGGAGGAAAAUCUUCGUCUUAAAGGGGAAAGAGGUCAAUUCCUGCGGCUCUUUAUCCGCAACGUUUUCCAAAGCAAGGGAUUUCUUGAGUUUGUAGCCGGCUUAAUGGUUCCAGCUAAGGCAUGGGGGCGUCAUGUUGCCUUGUCAGAUCUGUCUGAGAUUCAGGAAGUUCCUUUUGAGCUCCUGCAUAGCAUGGAUCCCUUAGCUGAGGAGAAGUUUAACCAAACUUUCCUUACUGCCAUACAAAGUGAGUUGAUGAGAUUGCCUGUCGUGGAAGCAGUAGCAGCUAGGGAGGAACCGAUGACCCUGAACGAUCUCAAGUCUCUGAUGGUAGACCAUAUUUUCGGAGCUGACAGGGAGCCAGAUAGAUCUGCCCCGAAGAAAAGAAAUUUGAGCUUUGGGCAUUUCCCACCGACUUCAAAGUUCACCUCUUCUCUUUUUCCCGAUUUCCCACCAAAGGUAACAAUGUCUUCUCCUCCUCCUACUUCUCCAGUAACAAUAGAUCCCUCUGAUAAACCCCCUCCUGCUGAUAUGACAUCCGCCGAAAAGUUUUGUUCUAGGGUUUCAAAGGCAGAUGCCCUUAGGAUUGCAAAGCGGUUUAAAAUCCCCGAGGAAUUUGGGAUUAUUGCUCCCGAUCGGAACUGCAGGGCUUGCAACCCGCCUGACGGUUACGCCGCUGUUUAUGAACAGCAAUUUCGAUUCGGUUUGCGGUUCCCUCUCUUCCCUUUAGUUUCCGGGAUUCUGUCACAUUACGAAAUACCUUUGGCCCAAUUGGCGCCGAAGGCCAUGCUAAUCUUGGCCGGAUUUUCGAUUCUGUGUAGUCGUAGGGGUGCAAAACCUUCGGUGGACCUUUUUAGAUGUUUUUACGAAUUGCGUCGCGUUCCGGCCGUUCCAAACACCUCUCCGGCGGCCGUUCCCAAUACGUCGGAUGAUUGGUACACUGCAUAUCCCAAACGCCAAUUUGGCGAGUUCAAAAUAAAGCCUUUGGUAUCCGAUAGAAUUAUUCCGACCAGAGGUUGGAGAGAGCGUUUUUACCUGGUGCGUAUUGAAGCUUUAGGAUUAUCUCUGGUGUGGAACUAUUCACAGAUAUCUGAACCAGCUUGGGAUGCAAAGGAAAUGGCCUCUGAUCCCUCUAUUCUUUCUGAUGCUAAGAAAUUACUCGGCCAGAGCAUAUCAUCAAAUGAGAUAACUGACGAAGCACUGGAUCUUGUUAUUGCUGAGAUUUGGGGAUCAUCUUCUGGGGGAUCUUCUCCCGAUUCAGAUAAUAUGACGCCUUCACAAUGUGUUGCUCUGAAGAGUGACACUGCCACUAAUCUCGCACAAGGCAGAAGCAGUUUACUGUCUGUUUCUGGCAGGAGUACUGAGGAGGGUAUAAGUUCUGCGGCCGGAAAGACCAAGCAUUCCACUGCUUCAGACAUCGAAAACCCAAAAAAGAAGGCAAAAAUUUCAACCCCUCCUCAAAAUGUGGGCGCCAAGGAGAACAAAUUCCCCCUCCCAAUGUCUUGUGAGGGACCUGAAUCGCUCACUACUUUACCUAUUGAGGAACUGGGCAGACGAAGUUUCACUUCACUCCCUGAGUGUCUGCGAUUUGUUAAUGAGGUAUUUAUCCGUGCUUCCCGUGCUGAAAUGCUCGAGAAACAAUUGAAAGAGAUUCAAACUGGGACAGAGCAGAGUCAGCGCGAGCUGAAAGAUUCUGCACUUGCCUCUGAUCUUAUUGGAGCAGAUUUAGGCGCUAAGGAAGAUCGUAUUUCCAUUUUGGAGGAGGAAGUUCGUCGCCUCAAAGUUGAACAAAGUCAAUUCCUGCAGCGGGAGAAAGAACUGAUAGAAUUUCAAGCUUUGGCGGAGCACUUUCAACACAAGCUGAAAGGUUUUGAACUUCUUUAUGAUCGCAGUGCAGCUGAUUUACGUGCUAAGGAAGUUCAUAUUUCAAUUUUGGAGGAGGAGGUUCAUCGCCUUAAAGGGGAGAAAGGUCUGUUCCUGCAGCGGGAGAAAGAACUGAAAGAAAUGGUGGAGCAGCUUCAGCGUGAGCUGAAAGAUUCUGUACUUUCUCGGGAUCGCUGUGCUGCAGAUUUACUUUCCAAGGAAGGUCGCAUUUCUGUCUUGGAGGAGGAAGUUGACCGCCUUAAAGGGGAACGGGGUCAAUUCCUGCAGCUCGAGAAGGAUCUAAAAGAAACUCAAGCUGUUGCGGAGCGGCUUCAGUGUCAGCUGGAAGGUUCUGAGCUUUCUCGUGGUUGGCCAUAUUAUCGGCGAUGA